Molecule: messenger RNA, 1004 nt
Organism: Portunus trituberculatus (swimming crab)
Lineage: Eukaryota; Metazoa; Arthropoda; Malacostraca; Decapoda; Portunidae
Product: D-aminoacyl-tRNA deacylase 2-like
Exons: 3
Coding region: 221-769 (182 amino acids)
Biological process (GO): tRNA metabolic process
Cellular component (GO): cytoplasm
Molecular function (GO): D-tyrosyl-tRNA(Tyr) deacylase activity
Source: RefSeq, a predicted model, not a curated record
UGAGAGCGAUUAGAGUCGAGCGACGUAAACAAACAUGGGUCCUUGACUGUCACCGCCGGGCAGUCGCGCCUACGCACAUAGUUUAGGACAAGGGCACCAGACACACAAAGCAACCGUAGUGCAGAGUCUAGAACAUAAAGCUACGUUCCAGGUUCAAGCAGAGGAAAGAUUAUUGCCAAGAGACAUCACGUGGAAGCCUUCCAGACUAAGAAGUAUCACGAUGGAAGUAGCGACAGGAAAGGCUGAAGUGGGACAGGCAGCAAAUGGAGUAGGACACAUGUCAGUUCAACAAAAUGGGGAGGUGGCAGGGCGCAUGGUGGUGCAGCAGUGUCUCAGUGCAUCUCUCAAGCUGGAGAGAUCUGAGGAUGAGGCACCUGAGAUUGUUAAAAUUGGCCGUGGCAUGGUUGUCUUUGUGUGCUUCUUGGAGAAAGCAACAGAAGAAACAGUUGAUAAGUUGUCCAAACACAUAACUAAUGUACGGCUGUGUGAGAAUGACAACGGUCGCCGUGUGUCAGUGUGUGAUGUGCAGGGUGAUGUUCUCAUUGUGCCCCAAGCAACUCUAGGUGGCAAGCUGAAGGGUAAAGCAAUGCAGUAUCACAUGAAUAUUGAUAAGGUUUUUGGAGAAGCUCUUUACCGUAAGUUUUGUCAUCAAGUACGGAGCAGUUCAGAAAAGGUUUCAAGUGGCAAUGUCAAGUGUGGAGUGUAUGGCACCAGGCAGGUCCUGAGUAUGGAUACCAAUGGACCAUAUACUCAUAUCAUAGAAGUGUAAAACUCCACUUGUGCUUUGAAAAUGAUCUUCAGGUGAGUGUGGCCUUAUAUUACCCAAUAUUAUCCUGACAGUGUGGUUGCCAUAAAAAGGAAUAAAUAAAUUAUCUUUGAUGUAAAAUAACCUUUGUUGGAAAGUUUAUAAUGUGUCAUGAAUCACCCUAGACAAGAGUGUAACUACUAGCUUGAAAAUACAUUCCCAUAAGAUCCAGUGUUAUGAAAUAAAACUUAUAAGUGAA